AGUAGAAACGUUUCCCUCCAGAAUAUAGGCGACAGAACUUUUCCUGUCAUACACAUAGAAGGAAAAGUUUUUCUCUUAACUUUGCCAUUGUCCGAAUUUCGAGGGAAAGUUGUCCCUCGCAAUAUAUAUUUACUUGUUUUUCUCUUGUAGUAAUUGGUUUGGUUGUUCUAGUCUCUUCUUCCACCUCCGGUCAGCCGUCAGUCACCUCCAGUUCGGGUGUUUGGCAAAUAGCGAAAAAGAAAGCAAAGAGAAAUGGCACUGUGGUUGGAAACAGGGUCCGACCCGAAAUCCGAGAGCGAAAUUGCUGAUCUUGAAGCUAUCUCCGCCAUUAAAGAGUCUGCUGCUAUUGAACUGAAGGAGCAAGGUAACAAGUAUGUGAAGAUGGGUAAAAAGCAUUACUCUGAUGCUAUUGAUUGUUACACAAGGGCAAUAAAUCAGAAAGCUUUAAGUGACUCUGAAAAUUCAAUUCUUUAUUCAAAUAGAGCCCAUGUAAAUUUAUUGCUAGGAAAUUAUAGACGCGCUCUUAUGGAUGCCGAGGAGGCUAUUAAGUUGAGUGCAGCUAACAUCAAGGCACUAUAUCGAGCUGCAAAAGCAUCUUUGUCUUUGAAUUUGCUGACCGAGGCAAAAACUUAUAUUGAAAAUGGACUAAAGCAAGAUCCAAAUAAUGAAGAGCUAAUAAAACUUUCUAAGCAAAUAAAUUCACUGAAGAUGGAGCAGGAUAAGCAUGAGGCUAAAGUUUCCAAGGCCGUGUCAGAUGCCAAGGACCUUGUUUCGGCAAUUGAAGGUAGAUGCUUGAAGAUGGGGAAGGCUAUGUUUCGAGAACUUACUGGAUUAAGAAAGCCUGUAUUAGAUAAAAGUAACAUGCUACACUGGCCAGUUCUUCUCCUUUAUGCAGAGGUCAUGUCCAGCGACCUUAUUGAAGAUUUCUGUGAGACAGACAUGAUUAUGACCCAUCUUGACAUGAUGUUUUCAGAAACUUGUCCAUCAUUACCAUGGGACUCAGAAAAUAAUUAUACUCGUGAAGCUAUUGAACUCUACUAUGAGGCUGAUUCUGGAAUUUGUUUAUCCAAGUCUAAAAUUCUAUAUUAUCUACUCGAAGGGACUGCAGGUGCUCAUGUAGAAAUUGGUGAUGAAGAGAAGGAUGUGACUUGUAGUACUUCUCAUUGUUACACUGCAGGUGGCAAAGGCUCUUCAAAAUGGGUAAAGUUAGAUGAAAAGAGAAAGCUUUACGAUAUUCUGAGAGAACCUGACUUCAUCAUCUCAGGAAUUCCAGUGUUUUAUGUGGUUUCAAAGAGGUCCAGCUUCUAUAGAAAGUUCAGAGAUGGUAAAUGGGUUCUCCCGUCAUGAGAUAGGCUGUGCUGAUAUGGCAUGCAGUAUUGCUGGUUCUCUCAUGUGACCGAGACAGGAGUCAAGGUGUUCAAUAGCAAGAAUUAUACAUGUAAACCUACCAUUAAGUAAGGGCAGCAUCCCUGUUCAUCCAUGAGGCCGCCUCCAAUCUUGUCAGUAUCUGCGGAAACAAGGGUCAAGCAUUGUUGUUUAGAUUGGAUCUUGUCAGGUUUUACAGCUGUUCCAUGUCAUUUGUGGGGGGGGUGGGGUGGUUGGGGAUCUCAGUUACAGUCUAAACCAAAUUCAUUUGGUCAUUGGUUUUCCCUUUUGCUUGUAUUGUAUUAUUUGACGCUCGACAAAACUUGAAUUGCUCAAUCUUGAUAAGAGGAGACGUGCUGCGAAGACUCAGCUGUCUUUUCCUUCAGUA
Molecule: messenger RNA, 1753 nt
Organism: Jatropha curcas
Lineage: Eukaryota; Viridiplantae; Streptophyta; Magnoliopsida; Malpighiales; Euphorbiaceae
Gene: TPR2
Product: Tetratricopeptide repeat (TPR)-like superfamily protein
Biological process (GO): protein folding
Cellular component (GO): cytosol; nucleus
Molecular function (GO): Hsp70 protein binding; Hsp90 protein binding
Source: RefSeq, a predicted model, not a curated record